This is a messenger RNA of Penicillium cataractarum, 831 nucleotides long. RefSeq lists its product as uncharacterized. NCBI's taxonomy places the organism in Eukaryota, Fungi, Ascomycota, Eurotiomycetes, Eurotiales, Aspergillaceae. Bases 1 to 831 code for a protein of 276 amino acids. The transcript has a single exon. The record is from RefSeq and is a predicted model, not a curated record.
AUGCCUUUCACCAAGACAUAUUUUCUGUGUCCGACAUCCGAUUUCCUAUCUCCUCCGCCAAUCGGCCCGCUGUGUCUUGGAUCUAUAAUCCGAUCCACGUCAUUACCGCAAUACCCUCUGAACAGAGCAAGCGUUGUUGCCGUAGCUGAUGAAUUCCCACCUGUCGUGGAGACCGACUGGAAGAAGACAGUUUCAACGGAGACAGGACUCGGCUUGGGUGUCUAUGCACAAUUCCUACAGCUGGCUACUGGGGGACUGCCCCUUGGUCCAGAGGUGAAUGUUGAGUAUUCGAAAAGAGCGGCAAAUACGUUCGCGUUCGAUACUGUGACGACGUUGGCGUUCGAGCCGACCCAGGAAUACAUGGAAGAGGCCGUCAAGGCACCGGCCGUGCAGACAUGGCUGAGAGAACCUAGGCAAAGGUUCGCACUCUUCAGCGAGCUCUUCAUGGUCACGGGCAUGAAGCUCGUCAAGGGCGCCAAGAUCAAAUACUCGACUUCCCAGAGCACGACGGCAAAAGGGAACCUCGGCAUCGACGUGAGCGCGCUGGGAACGACCUUUGGACCAAAAGGCAACUGGAGUAGCAUGAAUGAUGAUGCGACGGAGUCAAAUCGCGAGUCAGAAUUUGUAUUUGCUUUCCGCGUGAAGAGGCUUAGGUUUGGGCGGAGACUAAAGCUCGAAGAGUACAAUAAGGGCGCUUUUAUGACUGUUGGUGAGAAGAAAUGUGACGACGAAUGUGUUUUAGUUGAAGACGUGGAUGGAGCUGAUAUCAGGACUGCUGAGGCUGUUCUCGAUUUAACCGAAAACGGCAGCGUCUAUUACGUUCCCGCUUAA